Vitis vinifera (wine grape) is the source of this 807-nucleotide messenger RNA. RefSeq names its product extensin. The transcript has a single exon. The coding region runs from base 146 to 529 and encodes 127 amino acids. The record is from RefSeq and is a predicted model, not a curated record. Lineage: Eukaryota; Viridiplantae; Streptophyta; Magnoliopsida; Vitales; Vitaceae.
CCAUGCCAUCACAAAUUAAAAGGAGGCUCAUAAACGGUCAAAUUAAUAGGUCAUCACCCACCUCAUUCAACGACUCUUCGUCCUCCACUCACUCUCCAUUCAUUUCCUCACCCUAACCCUCUCCCUUCUCUCAAUUCUCACAAACAUGGCCGGAAAACUCAUCCCGAUGCUCUCCACCCUCUUCUUCUUCUUCUCGAUAAUGCUCAACUUCCCGGAAUACACCACUUCUGAUAACGCCUGCUCAUACCCAUCAUGCCUUUCACCACCACCUCCGGCAACCCAAACUGCGUCAUCCUUAUACCCACCCCCUCAAUACUACUCUCCGCCAGCUGGAUAUUUACCAUACUAUCCCCCACCAUCGUCUGGUACCCUAUAUGCCCCGCCACCCCCUGACCCUAUCUUACCUUAUUUUCCCUACUACUACAGACAUCCCCUUCAUGGUGAGUCUUCAGCCACUGCUCUUCCAAGUUCAACGCUGGUGAUUGCUGCCUCCAAUCUUCUUCUUUUUCUCUUCUUUUCACUGGGUUAGUGCAAAUUUUUUGUGGGGUUUUAUGAUGGAUAUUUUAUAAAGUGAUAAUCAAUGUAAGAAUUGCAGUUUAGUAGUUUCAGCAGAUGGCUUAUGAAAAGAUCAGGCAGUACCGCGUUUGGCUGGUUGCAGAAUGGUGAAGCAAAAGUGAUAUAGGCUUUGUGAUGAAGACAGCCAGAGGGUAUAAAGUUUUUGUUUGGUAACGUAAAUAUUUUUUUGUCUGAAUCCUCUCACUAGAAUUUUCUAACCCAUAUCCAUUUGAUCACAUCAUCUCUUUGGUG